UUCCGUGCUUCUUGUGUGCAAUUUAGUUUAUGCUUGAAAAUUUUUACAAUUUUUAUACAGCAAACCAAUUUCAAGAUUACAUAUCUGUAAUUCGCCGAUCCUUUGGCCACUAGCUACUCUUGUACUUUACAAAAACUUAAAUUAAUUAACAAAGUAAAUCUGUUUGGAGACCAUGUCCUUCCAUUUGAGCACGAAGGAGCGUUUACUGCUGUUGUUAGAUGACAUCGAGUUGGUGGCAAAAGAACUUAUUGAGAACACCGUCGCACCUAAACAUCAAAAAAUUUCUACAGCUGAACAUACCGCGCUUGUGGACUUAUUAGUGUCCAAAGAUGAGGAAUUUCGAAAAAUGUUGGAGCUAGCCGAUGAGCAGGCUAGAAUCGAACAAAAAAUGGAUGAAUUACGUGCAAAAGUCGAAGUUCAUGAUAGAGAAAUACAAAAGCUGCAAAAGUCACUAAAAGAGGCCGAACUUUUACUUUCCACUGCAAUUUUUCAAGCACGUCAAAAGUUGUCUAGUAUUCAUCAGGCAAAAAAGCGUCCUGUAUCCUCAGAAGAACUGAUUAAAUAUGCUCAUCGCAUUAGUGCCGCAAACGCAGUAAGUGCACCACUAACUUGGUGCAUCGGCGAUGUGCGUCGCCCAUAUCCCACCGAUAUAGAAAUGCGUAAUGGUUUUCUGGGAAAAUCUGAUUUAAACAUUAAUGGUGGCGGGGUGUCACAUCAAAAUAAUGUACCCGAUGCACAGCGUAGCAUGGCUGAAGUACCAAAUGCGUUCCAAAAUCAAUUCAAUUGGAAUAAUCUCGGCGAACUGCAUAUGUCCAUGGGAUCGACUGGCAAUUCCGUGCCCCUGGAAACACGCGCACAUAAAGAGGCAUCUCAGGAUGAUGUUGAAGUCAUGUCAACGGACAGUUCUAGCUCUAGCUCGAGUGAUUCACAGUAA
This is a messenger RNA of Anastrepha obliqua, 934 nucleotides long. RefSeq names its product mediator of RNA polymerase II transcription subunit 4 (gene MED4). Gene Ontology annotation, molecular function: transcription coregulator activity. The transcript has 3 exons. The record is from RefSeq and is a predicted model, not a curated record. Lineage: Eukaryota; Metazoa; Arthropoda; Insecta; Diptera; Tephritidae. Gene Ontology annotation, biological process: regulation of transcription by RNA polymerase II. The coding region runs from base 173 to 934 and encodes 253 amino acids. Gene Ontology annotation, cellular component: core mediator complex; mediator complex.